Messenger RNA from Anoplopoma fimbria (sablefish), 1197 nucleotides. RefSeq names its product G protein-coupled receptor, class C, group 5, member Ba (gene gprc5ba). The transcript is spliced from 3 exons. Gene Ontology annotation, cellular component: extracellular exosome; signaling receptor complex; plasma membrane. The record is from RefSeq and is a predicted model, not a curated record. NCBI's taxonomy places the organism in Eukaryota, Metazoa, Chordata, Actinopteri, Perciformes, Anoplopomatidae. Gene Ontology annotation, molecular function: protein kinase binding; G protein-coupled receptor activity; protein kinase activator activity. Gene Ontology annotation, biological process: G protein-coupled receptor signaling pathway. Bases 1 to 1197 code for a protein of 398 amino acids.
AUGGCGUUCCUCCCGGUCCUGCUCCUGCUGUGUCUGACUGUUGCUCAACGUGCCACCGGUCAAGACUCUGAGAACUCCGAGGCUCUCCCACGAGGCUGCGGAUGGGGCCUUGUGCGUCCCUACACGCUCCUCUGUGACCUGGACUCCAUAUGGGGUGUGGCUGUCGAGGCAGUGGCCGCCGGCGGGAUGCUGACUGCCAUCAUGCUAGCCCUAAUCCUGCUGUGCCGCUUACACCACAUUAGUGAGGCUGAGAAGCGCAGCGGCGUGGGACCCAUCCUCUUGCUGCUCCUCGGCAUCCUCGGCUUGUUUGGCCUGAGCUUCGCUUACCUGAUCGAGCAGGAUGAGUCCUUAUGUUUGCUCCGCAGGGCCCUGUGGGGUCUCCUGUUUGCUGUCUGCUUCUCCUGCUUGUUAGUGCAGGGCGUCCGCCUGAGAAGGAUUGGCCGUGAGCGCCGGAGCCCUGGUGGCUGCGCCCUCACAGGCCUCGCUCUGGGUUUGAGCGCCGUACAGGGUAUCAUCGCUGCCGAGUGGCUGCUUCUCACCGUGCUGAGGGAGGGACGAGCCGCCUGUCAGUACCUGCCACUGGACUUCUCACUAGCCUGCAGUUACGUGCUAGUCCUCCUACUAGCCGCGCUGACUGCCGCCUCCCUGGCCCUGUGUGGGAAGACACAUCAGUGGCGCUGUAAUGCCAUCUGGCUGCUGGUGACCUGCCUGCUGUCGCUGCUCCUGUGGGUGGCCUGGGUGGGCUUCUAUCUGUACGGCAACGCCUGGCUGGGGAGGUCCCCGGAAUGGAAUGACCCGGCACUGGCCAUUGCUUUAGUAGCUCAGGGUUGGCUGCUGCUGAUCUUCCACGCCAUUCCUGAAUCCCACAUCUGCCUGAGACCCCCGCCACAGCCAACUGCCCCAGAUUACUUUGACACCUCCCAGAACUCGACACGGAUGAGGGAGACCAGCUUCGACGAAGACAUCCCUCUCUCUCACAGGCAGUUCGUGGAGAACCAGGGCUACGGAUACAGCGACGAGAACGCUGCAGGCUUGAGGAGCGCUGCCGGUGCCGGGCAACAUAACAGCAACACCGGCCCCAGGCCCAGCGCUCCUUUCCGCAGCAACGUCUACCAGCCCACUGAGAUGACCAUGAUCCUGAACGGGGGAGCGGUGCCCUCUGCCCCUCCAACCUACACAGGGAGGCAGCUGUGGUGA